UCGAAGGCGCUCGCACGGAUCGGAUGUGAAAAGCGGAAAAUCGGAAAAGUGCCCAGGCGGUUUCGUUUCUCGUCUUUUUUUGGAAAAGUCGCGUUUGGAAAACCCAAAGGCACACUCUCGAAUAAAAUCAAAAAAUAAAAGAAACGACUAGUCGCCCACUUGUGGAAUCAAAUGUUUCUCGUUAAUCGCGAAAAAGGAAUAAUUUGAAGGAAAAUUUCUGUGCUUCUAUUUUCUAAAAAUAGUCCAAAAAUAAUGAAAAGUGAACAAGUGCACAACAUAGAAUAAUAGUUUUUCGUUUUCAUACAACUUAUCGAUCAAAUACAUAAUUUUUGGAGCCAAAACUUAUUCUUCGGAUGGCUGACCGCCCGCCGCUUAGCCGCUAGGUGCCGAAAGCUGAAGGAAAAGAGCACCCAAAAAGUAGUAGAAAAGUUAACAAAAUCACACAACAUCCUCCUCAAAGCUCAGACUAUGAAUUAUGCAAGAAACCAAGAGAGCUGCCAAGUAGAGCAACUAGAACCACAGCACGAACUGCUUGAUGCACAACAUUAGACAUCUCUAGACUUGGUCGAAAAAUUCCAUUUUGCACAAAAAAAAUUAAAUAAAAAAAAAGAGGAGGGAAAGGAGAAAGGAGAGCAGGACCAAGUUACACGAAAUUUCCCAAAGGAUAACAAAACUUGACCCGCCAUGGUGGACGACAUCUCACCGAUGCAUCAUCGGAUGCAGAAGAAGACCAGGAGUGCCUCCAUCUGCGCCACGGGGGCCAGCAUCGAGACGGUCAUCCACAGUAUGCCGGGUGCCUCCGGCAGUGCCACGCCCGAGGGCGGCACCCCCGGCUACCGUCGCCGCCGGCCGGCCACCCGCUCCCAAAGCGCUCGCAUCACCUCCGGCGCCCGAUCGGUUCGACAGCGCACCAAGGCGCAGCAGCAGCAGCAGCACACGCUCCAGGAAACACGCUCCUACUGCACCAGCGAGCCACGUCUGAGUGAAACGGAGACGCCUCCGCAGAGGCGCAAGCUCUCCCAAAGGAGACCCCAGCCACACGGACAUAGAAAGUCGAACGCCUUCCUGGACGUGCCCACCAUGAACAUGCAUCAUCUUCGAGUCAACGAUGACGACGAGGAUGUGGACCGACUGCGCACUUUCAGCGCCUCCAAAGGAGGUAUCAUUAAUCGCGGUGACUCGUUCCGACGCCGCCGGUCGCGCAGCAACAGUCUGGCCCCCUCCAGCCCCAUGCAUCCCCGCAGCGGAGUGGGCGGCCUGGGCGGGGGCGUGGGCGGCGGUAGCAGCCUGGGCCUCGGAUCCGGCUACAACGGCGGCAGCAGCAACAACGGAUUCGGAUUCGGGAACACCAAUGCCCAGGAGAGUCAUCAGACGCCAGUGGAGUUCUUCCGCGUCGAGAUGCUCGGAUCGGCGGGAGUGGGCAAGCAGGCUCUGGUUUCACAAUUCCGCACCUCGGACUGCAUCAAUGCCUACGAUGGACCCGAAUGCGACGAGGCCGAGCAGAACAUCUCAAUCAUCCUGAAUGGCACCGAGUCGGAGCUGAAGUUCCUCACCGGGAACACGGAGAGCAAGGACGAACUGGAGCAGGCGGAUGCGUUUCUAGUGGUCUACUCCUGCAUUGACAAGGAGUCCUUCACGAGGGCCAAGCAGAUUCUAUCGCGGCUGCAGGACAUGGACCUCCUGCGCCACCGCCCCACCAUCCUGGUGGCCAACAAAAUUGAUUUGGCCCGCUCACGCGCCGUCUCCGCCCAGGAUGGCAAAUGCCUGGCCUGCACCUUCGGAGCCAAGUUCAUCGAGGUCUCCGUGGGCAUAAAUCACAACUGCGAUGAGCUGCUGGCCGGCACGCUCACCCAGAUCCGGCUGAAGAAGGACCAGAACCAACUGCAGCUGAAUCCGAAAAAGUCUAAAGACAAAACCAAAUUUAGAGAAAACAAGAACGUAGAGACUGUAGAAACUGAAAAAUGUCUGACUGAUCUUAAAACUGGCGAUGGGGGCCCGAGGGAUGCCAACUCGCCGGCCCACUGGUACAAGAGCCGGAGUGUGAUGCUGGCCAGCAUGAAGGCCCGCCAGAUGCUCACCUGGAUCCUGGGCAAGGAGGACUCCAAGUUCAAGCACUGCGAAAAUCUCCAGGUGCUAUAAGCUAUUAGCAUGCAUGCAUAGAGAUAUGUGGAGCAGAAAAGCUUUAUAUUUAAGUGCUACCAGAUGGGCUCAUCCAAUAUGUAAACAGGUUUCGAACGGUUCGAAGCUCUUCUAAACAAAACGGCCAUCCUUCCCCCAACUACAAUGUGUGUGUUUGUGUGUGGUAAUAACUAAAAGCUAUAGCAAACAGCAACCAUUAGUAAUGUGUAAUGUGUAAGCCUGAUAAUCAAAAAUUAAAUCAAAUUUAAUGUAAAACAUAAAAUGUGGAGUGUCAGAAGCUGGGAGAGACUACUGAUGUGCAGCAGCAACUUAAGGAACCAAGCGAAACGAGCAAAACCAAAAACCUACUGUACUUACUAAUCUAAGCAGAGUAAAAUUCUACUUAUGUACUUAACUAGUUACUUUAGAAACUACUUUUCUAACCAUAAGCCAGGGAGGGACGUGUGUGUGUUUGCUAUUAGAGGGAAUAUUUUUCAUAAGCUGGACAGCAGUUUAACUAUUUACAACUAAAUGAACAAGAUGGGCCAAAAGUUGUUCCCAGUCUAAACAAAGCAAAACCAAAACUUUACAUAUAUAAAUACCCAAGGGCAAACGAUUUUUGUAUAGGAUUUAUAGCAUAUAUCUGUGUGUGUGAAAUUUAUAAGUAAUAUUUGGUUAUUUUCUGUUCUACAGCUUAGGGGAGUCUUACAGGGUCUUUAUUCAAAAGUUAGUUAGAAGGAAAGCCUGGCCGAAAGAUUGAGAUUGGAUCCAUACCCGUCAUACAUCAC
Molecule: messenger RNA, 2906 nt
Organism: Drosophila bipectinata
Lineage: Eukaryota; Metazoa; Arthropoda; Insecta; Diptera; Drosophilidae
Gene: Rgk3
Product: Rad, Gem/Kir family member 3
Cellular component (GO): plasma membrane
Molecular function (GO): GTPase activity; calcium channel regulator activity; GTP binding
Source: RefSeq, a predicted model, not a curated record